AUGGCUGGGCCAGCCGACGUGGACGAGUGCUCGGAGGGCACGGAUGACUGCCACAUUGAUGCCAUCUGCCAGAACACGCCCAAGUCCUACAAAUGCCUCUGCAAGCCGGGCUACAAAGGGGAAGGCAGGCAGUGUGAAGACAUCGACGAGUGUGAGAAUGACUACUACAACGGGGGCUGUGUGCACGAGUGCAUCAACAUCCCGGGGAACUACAGGUGCACCUGCUUUGACGGCUUCAUGCUGGCCCACGAUGGACACAACUGCCUGGAUGUGGACGAGUGUCAGGACAACAAUGGCGGCUGCCAGCAGAUCUGCGUCAAUGCCAUGGGCAGCUACGAGUGUCAGUGCCACAGUGGCUUUUUCCUCAGCGACAACCAGCAUACCUGCAUCCACCGCUCCAACGAGGGUAUGAACUGCAUGAACAAAGACCACGGCUGUGCCCACAUCUGCCGGGAGACGCCCAAAGGUGGGGUGGCCUGUGACUGCAGGCCCGGCUUUGACCUUGCCCAAAACCAGAAGGACUGCACACUAACCUGUAACUAUGGAAACGGAGGCUGCCAGCACAGCUGUGAGGACACGGACACGGGCCCCAUGUGUGGCUGCCACCAGAAGUACGCCCUCCACUCGGACGGUCGGACGUGCAUCGAGAAGGAUGAGGCUGCAAUUGAGCGCUCUCAGUUCAAUGCCACGUCAGUAGCUGAUGUGGACAAGCGGGUGAAACGGCGGCUCCUCAUGGAGACCUGUGCGGUAAACAACGGAGGCUGUGACCGGACCUGCAGGGACACGGCCACUGGUGUGCGGUGCAGCUGUCCGGUGGGAUUCACGCUGCAGCCCGACGGGAAGACAUGUAAAGACAUCAACGAGUGCCUGGCCAACAACGGGGGCUGCGACCACUUCUGCCGCAACACCGUGGGCAGCUUCGAGUGUGGCUGCCGGAAGGGCUACAAGCUGCUCACCGACGAGCGGACGUGCCAAGACAUCGACGAGUGCUCCUUCGAGCGGACCUGCGACCACAUCUGCAUCAACUCCCCGGGCAGCUUCCAGUGCCUGUGUCACCGUGGCUACACACUCUAUGGGACAACCCACUGCGGAGAUGUGGACGAGUGCAGCAUGAACAAUGGGAGCUGUGACCAGGGGUGCGUCAACACCAAGGGCAGCUACGAAUGCGUCUGCCCCCCAGGGAGGCGGCUCCACUGGAACCGGAAGGACUGUGUGGAGACGGGCAAGUGCCUUUCUCGGGCCAAGGCCUCCCCCUGGGCCCAGCUGUCCUGCAGCAAGGUGGGCGGUGUGGAGAGCUGCUCCCUUUCCUGCCCAGCCCACUCACUCUUCGUGCCAGACUCGGACAACAGCUACAGCCUGAGCUGCGGCGUCCCAGGUCUCCAGGGCAAGAUGCCACCGAAACGCAACGGCACCGGCUCCAGCACUGGGCCCAGCUGCGCAGGUGUGCCUGCCCCCAUCAGGCAGAAGGCCCGCUUCAAGAUCCGAGAUGCCAAGUGCCACCUCCGGCCCCACGGCCGGGAGCCAGCAAAGGAGACCCUGAGGCAGCUGCUGCUGGAAAACUGCCAUCUGACCUUUGUGACCCUGAAAUGUGACUCCUCCAAGAAGAGGCGCCGUGGCAAAAAGUCCCCAUCCAAGGAGGUGACCCACAUCACAGCAGAGUUCGAGGUGGAGACAAAGAUGGAAGAGGCGUCAGACACCUGCGAGGCGGACUGCAUGCGGAAGCGCGCCGAGCAGAGCCUGCAGGCCGCCAUCAAGACUCUGCGGAAGUCCGUCGGCCGGCAUCACUUCUCCGUCCAGGUCGCAGGCACAGAGUACGCGAUGUCCCAGUGGCCGGCCAAGGCCCUGGAGGGCCAGGGGGCGUGCAGCACAGGCCAGGUGUUACAGGACGGGAAAUGCGUGGCCUGCGGGCCUGGCACCUACUUCAGCGGGGAUCCUGGCCAGUGCGUGCCAUGUGCCCCGGGGUCCUACCAGGACAGGGACGGCCAACUCAGCUGCACGCCAUGCCCCAGCAGCGACGGGCUCGGCCUGGCUGGUGCCCGCAACGUAUCCGAAUGUGGAGGCCAGUGUUCCCCAGGCUUCUUCUCCCCAGAUGGCUUCAGGCCCUGCCAGGCCUGCCCGGUGGGCACGUACCAGCCUGAGCCUGGGCGCACGGGCUGCUUCCCCUGCGGAGGAGGUCUGCUCACCAAGCACGAGGGCACAGUCUCCUUCCAAGACUGCGAGGCCAAAGUGCACUGCUCCCCGGGCCACCACUACAACACCAGCACGCACCGCUGCGUCCGCUGCCCCGUGGGCACCUACCAGCCCGAGUUCGGCCAGAAUCACUGCAUCAGCUGCCCGGGCAACACCAGCACGGACUUCGACGGCUCCACCAACGUCACACACUGCAAAAACCAGCACUGCGGCGGCGAGCUCGGCGACUACACAGGCUACAUCGAGUCCCCCAACUACCCCGGUGACUACCCGGCCAAUGCCGAGUGCGUGUGGCAUAUCUCACCACCCCCCAAGCGCAGGAUCCUCAUUGUGGUCCCUGAGAUCUUCCUGCCCGUCGAAGACGAGUGCGGCGACGUUCUGGUCAUGAGGAAGAGCGCAUCACCCGCGUCUAUCACCACCUAUGAGACCUGCCAGACCUACGAAAGGCCCAUCGCCUUCACCUCUCGCUCCCGGAAGCUCUGGAUCCAGUUCAAAUCCAAUGAAGGCAACAGCGGCAAAGGAUUCCAAGUGCCCUAUGUCACCUAUGACGAGGACUACCAGCAGUUGAUAGAAGAUAUCGUUCGCGAUGGACGGCUCUACGCCUCGGAGAAUCACCAGGAAAUUUUAAAAGACAAGAAACUCAUCAAGGCCCUCUUCGACGUGCUGGCGCACCCCCAGAACUACUUCCGGUACACAGCCCAGGAGUCCAAGGAGAUGUUCCCGCGCUCCUUCAUCAAACUGCUGCGCUCCAAAGUGUCCCGGUUCCUGCGGCCUUACAAAUAAAGUGGCCGAGCUGCCCUGCGCGGGGGUGGCCGGGCGUCCGGGCGUCCCGACGGGGCGGAGAGAGUGCCUUCCCUCCCCAGGAGAGGCUCGAAGGAGGCUCCACGGGCCUCCACGCUGCCUUGGGAAGUCACCAUGGCGUCUGCCCUUUGGAAACGCAGACCAGCCCGCGGGAGUGAGACCACGUCCAGGCAGAGACGCCGGCCCGCUGCGCUCCUCAGAUCGCCCCACUGGGAAAACACUGCUUACGGCGGCUUUUCUCCCUCCCUACCUCCCUCCACCUGUUCCUGUUCGAUUCAGGACGGCACCCCCUCCUGAGCGGCACUAGCGGACCCAUCCAGGCGGACACCCUCUGUGCCGCCGCCAGGCAGCCAGGUUCUGGGCAGAAUGCACAUUUGGGGGGUCGCACAUGGCCUCACCUGACGUCUCCAGAGAGGGGGGCGUGGCAGCCUCUGUCUCCAGGCAGGCUCUGGGAGGCAUCAUCUGAGACAGGAAGCCAGGCCGUGGGAGGAGGGGCGUGGGAAGGCAUCUGGGGAGCUUUGAUAAGCCGGUGUCUGCACCUGCUAGCCAUCCGCACCCCCCCCACCACUCCUCCAGCCACGGGCCUGGUCGUAGGCGCCACGUGGUGGGGCUCUAAGGAUUCUAUGAUGGGACAGAAAAGAGCUGCUAGCGGAGGAAACUGUAGAUUUGUGCUUUCCCUUGAUAGAGCAUCUAAUUAAGUACUAUAUAUAUAUAUAAAUAUAAAUAUAAAUAUAAUAUACUUCUAUUUGUGGGUACUUUAGGAAAAUCCUCUUUAGUAACUGUAGAUAUGAAUUGCGACCCCACCUCUUCCCUCUCGAGCUGUUGCCGGCAUCCCCCCCCCACCCCACCCAGGUGCUUGCCACCUGUUUCCAUGAGUCCGGGAGGCUGCAGGGUGGGGAGAAGGCAGGCUGGUUCUGGACACGCUCUGGCGUACACAUUCUUUGGGAACUGGGCUCCGAUGAUUUGCUGGAGUGUUGCCCUCAGGUGGAAUGUGGUGGAAGGCAGUUUCCCUUGGACCCUUUCCUGUGGGUACUGGGGCCUUGCAGUAAACCUCAAAGGAGGCAUGUGCUGACUCUGAGGCCAUGACCUUGGGGUCUGCUGUGGCCUCGUGCCACAGGGAAACAAGGCCUUCCCCACAUGAGCACAGGCUGGUCCACCGGGAGAGGCCUCAGAGGGCAGCAGCCCACCCCUUUAUCUUACCAGUGAAGAGAACGGGCCGGGGAGGGCACGUGGCCAGCGUCCAGAGGCCUGGCCCCGAGAGAGCCAUCGUUUUUCUGCUGCACCGUGCUGUGCCCCUCCGAGAGUGUCUUUAUAUAAAGAGAAGUCCACAGUCUGACCCAGUUGCCUGGUGCCCCCCUCAGCCAGGAAGCCAGUGCCGGGAUAGAGCCAGAAAAGCCCCGUGGCACUGAGUCCUCACCUGCUGGCCGACUGCCGGCUGCCGCCUGUGGGACGUGCAUAGGAAGUGGUCUAUAUCUGCAGGCUUAACAAAUGUUCACAAUUCCAAGAAACCUGGGAGAAUCUUAAAAUGAACCACAGUCACCUGUCCCAGUACCUCUAGGUUGUCUCCUCCUGCCCCCACACCCAGGCUGAGCGAUGGGCGCAGUCUGAGAUCCGUCCAUAGCACGCUGUGGGUGGGGAAGCCUGGAGCCAGGCUAGUGGGGCCUGGGGGUCGAUGACAAGGCAGGCUGCGAGGAUUUCACAAUCCAAAACAGGGUUGGGAGCUCAGAAAUCAUUCCCUGCGGCUGCCCACGUCAGCAACGGCAAGUCCACAGUUUGACAAACCUGCCACCAGCACCUUCUCUGCCAGAAUCCAACUCAGGUCAGGAAGGGGCCUGGUGGGCAGGUCAGUGUGAGCCCUGAGCCCCGUCUGGGCCCGCACCGCCCUCCCCUGGUCACAGGCCUCGAAGGCCAGCCUCCGGCUCCAGGAAGACCCCUGGCUUCCCUCCCGAGCCACUGCUCAUCCCCAGAAAUUAGACGAGUGCCCCCCGGAACGGGCCCCCACUGACCACCCCCCAGGCGAGGGGACAGGGAGGAUUCUUUUUAAUGUUCUCAAAACAGAGAGGACCAGAAGAGCUCUAACCUUUCUUGAACACUUCUGCCGCCCCUCUGGGUGGUUUCCAGCAGUCGACACUCACAAACCCUGCUACUCCACCAGCCCUUCCAGUGGGAGCCCACCCAUGUUCUGUGGCUCUCCCCUCCACUGUGGUCAGACCUGCCCGGUGUCCCGCCAACAGAGCAGGACAGAUGUGGGGCCCCUUGACCUUAUAAGUACCAGGUAGCCAGCCACCAGGCUAAUUAAUUUGCCAGCUACCAACACAUCCCCAUCAGUCCCCCACCCACGCCAUCAGGGGCACUCAGAGUCCAGGGGUGGGGUCUGUCCUUGAUGUCAGCCCUCAGCCCCACCCUGGAGAACUUGAGGGUCUCACCUGUUAAAGCUGGAGCUGUCCCUGGUCUUCGGAGCCUGGUGGCCUUGGGCGAGCUCCCUGAGCAACAAAGCACGUCUGUCCAUGCUCCCGUGUUGCGGCAGCUGGUGGCAGAUGGGCUGCUGGAGGUAGAAAGGACGGGGCCCAGAGAGGAUGGGUCCCCGCAAUGGGUCCCGAAGGACAGAAGCUCAGGAUGAGGGUGCGGGAGUCCCGUGCUGCCGGAGGGAGGCUCGAGAUGUGGACGGGCUGAGCCAGAAGGAGCACUCCCCACACGCGGAUGGGACGUUGGCCUCAAGCAGCUGCAGCCACAGCCACCGCCGCUCCUUGCCUGGCACGGACCCUCAGCGGCUGGCCAGUCGAUAAACUCCAAGGAAAAGAGCCAAGAACAAGCUUCCGGAAGCAAACCUGGCCCAGCGGGCCGGGACUGAAAGGUUCCAAGGCCUGGAAGUCCCGAGGAGCUUGGCUCUGCUCCUUGCAGGGUGGCUGGGGAAGCCCCCCAAGGAUGGCUGUGGAAGACCGAGGUGCCACCACGCCAGGCGCCCAGCGGCAGCCGGCAGGUGGGACCCAGGAGUGGUGGACCUGGAAGAAGCCCUUCUGCCCCGCACCCCUGGCACCUCCUGGCUCUCUGCUUCCGUGGAAACGUGCCGAGAAAAAGAAGAGACUGUGCCUCAAGGUCCAGUGGCCAGCUGGGCCCUCAGUGAGCGUUGGGGCCACAUCCUCUGCCUCCGAAUUAGGCCUAUUUUCGCUAGCUACGCUCUUGCCUGAGCCAGAGCCAGAGCCUUGCCCCCGGGGAGUUGUGCUGGCCUCUCUCUUCCCCCUUGGGCUCUCCGCUUAGUCUCAACUCGCCCCAGCAGGUAGCCUUGGCCAGUGGUGGUGACCUCGCUCUGCCCAGCUCUGGCUCCCCAGGGGCAGUCUUUGCCAGCCCCUCCUCACCUCUGUGGUGACAGAAUCGAGGAGGCCGUGGGGCCCAAGGUGGCGGCCUCAGACAGCUUUCCCACCGGCCAUCCAUUGGUUUGGGACACGCAGGUAAAGGAGAACUGUAACCCGGGCCAAAUAGAGAGAAAUGGCCCCAAGAGGCCGAUUCUGAGAGCCCAAAGACAACUUCUUUCCUUCAACCCUUAAAACCUGUGUUUCCUACCUGAACCCUCAUUCCCCCAGGGACAUGGCCAAGAUCACCCAUUUUCCACAAGAGGCCCCUGACUGCUGGAGCAAGAGUGGGGACCUAAGUGACAUUUUGGAGGUUGGAUAAUUACUCAUAUGCCUCCACCCACCACCCUCAGCAGGGAAAUAAGAUACUGAGCUAAGUUAGGUCAUUUAACAAACAUUUGCUGAGAGCUUACUGUGUGCCAGCCUCCUAGAGAGGAGGAGAGACCACAGCCAUGGGGUUGGCAGAGUCCCCUGGAAAGUCCCUCUUGGUCCCAGAGAUAAAGGUGACUGAGGCUGGCCUGGGGGUGGACAGAGCCCAGUGUUGCUCAGGAGACGGCAGUCCCUCCCUCCAGCACCUCCCAGCACCUCGCAGUACCGUGGGUGGGGAUGGAGAGCGUGGACAGCGGGCAGAGCAGAGCAGGGGUCAUAGAAGGAGUCCCGAAGUCCAUCUCCCGAUGUGGCCGUUCUCCUCCACCAGCAGAGAGAGACACAGAGGAGAGCUCAGCCAACAUGCCAAAGGCAGAAGGAUCGACAUUUGAGACAUGCUACCCGUCCACAGGGAGAGUCAGAGCCCGCAGCUCCUCUUCUCCUGUGGCCGCCUCUGGAGGCGCUAGUUCUGAGUGCCUGCUGUAUGCCAGACACGGUGUGGCUCACAGCUCGAGUCAGCCUUACCCAGGCUGCCUUGCUCCUUGGAGAGGGCAGCAAGAGAGGGCAGGCCAUCCCCAGGCUCAGACGCCACAGGCACGGCCACGCGUUCCCUCCCAGCACCCUACACAGAUGGCCCCCAAAGAGCAGGACCUUCCGUGUCUCUGAGCACCCCCCAGCCCCCAGAUGGGCCCUCUGAAAUUGUGUGCCUCGAGUCUCAGCAGGAGGCAGUGAAAGGCCUGAGCGCCCCCCCCCUUCGCCAGGCUCUGGGGGGCAAUCCUCAGGGCCCUGCAAGAUAGGCGGGGCCUGAUGCCCCUAGGACACAGGUGGGAGGCCGUGUGACCUGUCCCAGGCGAACAGCUAGUAGCCGGUGGAACCGAGACUCAAACCCAAGCCCAUCGAAACCCAUGGCAGGAGAUGUCUGUCUGUGAGAUGUGGACGACUGAAUUGUUCGGGUUGGGAAAUGCGCUGGGGAGCUCCGGGCCCAGGACACGGCAGGUAGAGAGGAGGAAGGUGGAGGAGGGGUGGACGGAGUGACCUCCCCUCCCUCUGGAACAAGCGCUAAAAACUCAGAGGAAGCCCGGCUUCUGCCUUCUCCCCUGCAUGGACAGGAUGGAAGUGUCCAUUCAGAUUUGGCCUUCAGGGCAAGCUAAGCUGCAGCCUGGGGUUCCUGCGGCACGGCUCCCCUGCUGGCAGCCAGCCCGGUGCACCCCCGCACCCCCGCACCCCCGGAGAGACGCUGUGCGCCCCCCAUCGGCCCCUCUCGCAGGCUCUGUUGCACAAACAUGAGACAAUGCUGGUGUCGCUCAGCCCACGGUGGGCUGAAAAGCAGGGGCGCAAAGAGAGCUCACUGAUGCCCAGUACUUUGUUUUCCAGUUCAGAGGCCACAUAGAUCCCCAGGAAAGGUCUGAGUCCGCUGAGAUCAGAACCUUGAACAGCCUGAGCAGACCCGGUCCAUACGGCUCUGGAAAUGGGAUAUCUGAACACCACUGGGGGCCUGCGGUGGGGGGGGCAGAGAUGGGGGCAGAGAGCUGGGCCCUUGUUCCCCCAGCCUCCACUUCGGGUUCUGUGAAGGCGCUGUACUGUUCAGGCACUUGGGCCUCCCCUCUGUCUGUAAGAGUGACAGAUACCAGCGCAAUCAUGUUUUUCCUUUAGUCGCCUCAAAUAUUCAAGGUUUUGUGUUCUCCACCAUGUUCAUACAUAUGCAUGUAAUUAAACAUUUGCGGAAAUCACUUUAAUAAUAAACAGGAAAUGAACCUAAA
Molecule: messenger RNA, 8467 nt
Organism: Ailuropoda melanoleuca (giant panda)
Lineage: Eukaryota; Metazoa; Chordata; Mammalia; Carnivora; Ursidae
Gene: SCUBE1
Product: signal peptide, CUB domain and EGF like domain containing 1
Exons: 23
Coding region: 1-2973 (990 amino acids)
Biological process (GO): signal transduction
Cellular component (GO): cell surface
Molecular function (GO): calcium ion binding
Source: RefSeq, a predicted model, not a curated record